Messenger RNA from Erpetoichthys calabaricus (reedfish), 465 nucleotides. RefSeq lists its product as uncharacterized. Lineage: Eukaryota; Metazoa; Chordata; Cladistia; Polypteriformes; Polypteridae. The transcript is spliced from 2 exons. The record is from RefSeq and is a predicted model, not a curated record. The coding region runs from base 1 to 459 and encodes 152 amino acids.
AUGUCCCGUUCUGCACAUUCUAAGAACCGGCCAGAAAAGUCGCGUACUCCGUCAUCUCCUACCCCUCAUGCAGCGGCCAUUGCCGCCCCACCACCUGAUAUUGUCCCUGGACGCUUGACAGAACUUGACUGGGCCACCAUGGUAGCCAAAGAAGAGGGAGAAGAAGUGGUAUAUGCAGUUAUAGAAGAGCUGGUGAGCCGGGUGAUGGAGGAGAGCCUACAUCUUUAUGUAAAGAAAGAGCUAAUACCCUACACAGUGUCCAAAGUAUAUGGAACAAUGCUUCAAGUUGUCCAGUGGUGCUUCAUGGAGCCGGAUAAAGGAGAGGAGGUGGUGGACAACCCUACCUGGCAGGAAGAUGAAGAGCCAAAGCCAUGUCGCAUAGAUUCUUGGGCUAGUGGUGCAGUGCCCGUGGUUUACUCCCAUCAGAAACAGUGUCUUCAGGUAUUCUGUCUGUGGUGAAGAAGU